Fundulus heteroclitus (mummichog) is the source of this 2661-nucleotide messenger RNA. RefSeq names its product tuftelin interacting protein 11 (gene tfip11). Gene Ontology annotation, biological process: spliceosomal complex disassembly. Gene Ontology annotation, cellular component: U2-type post-mRNA release spliceosomal complex. NCBI's taxonomy places the organism in Eukaryota, Metazoa, Chordata, Actinopteri, Cyprinodontiformes, Fundulidae. The record is from RefSeq and is a predicted model, not a curated record. Bases 1 to 2511 code for a protein of 836 amino acids. The transcript is spliced from 14 exons. Gene Ontology annotation, molecular function: nucleic acid binding.
AUGUCCAUGUCUCACCUGUACGGGCGGAGGGAGGAGGAGGAAGAAGGUGUGGAGAUCGAGAGCUUUGAGGUGACGGACUGGGAUCUGGCCAAUGAGUUCAACCCGGACCGUCAAAGGUUCAGGCAGACCAAGGAGCAGGCCACCUAUGGCAUCUGGGCUGACAGGGAUUCGGACGAGGAUGAGAGACCCAGCUUUGGUGGCAAGAGGUCCAAAGACUACACUACUCCAGUGAGCUUUGUGAGCGCUGGACUGCGUAAGUCUGCAGCUGAGGAGAAACGGCAGCAAGAAGAAGAGGAAGGUUCUGACAACUCUGAUGAUGAUUCUGCUCCACCAGCUCCUCCUCCAAGUGCGAUGGCUCCCAAAAAACUUCAGAUGGGUACUUUUGGAGGGAAUCAGUCCCAGAGGUCCCAGAGGUUCGCAGGUGGGAUACAGUCUGGUAAAGGUAUUGGCAGCUGGGAGAAGCACACCAAGGGAAUUGGACAGAAACUUCUGCAGAAAAUGGGCUACCAACCGGGAAGAGGCCUGGGCAAAAAUGCUCAAGGUAUUGUGAACCCCAUCGAGGCGAAGGUUCGUAAGGGAAAAGGAGCGGUCGGUGCUUAUGGCAAUGAACGAACUCAGCAGAGUCUCCAGGACUUUCCUGUGGUCGACUCAGAGGAAGAGGAGGAAAAGGAAUUUAAAAAGGAAUUAGGCCAGUGGCGUAAGGAUCCGGCUGGGCCUGCAGGAAAGAAGAAACCAAAGUACUCGUACAAAACAGUAGAUGAGCUGAAAGCUAAAGGUAAAGUGGCCUAUCGGGCCACACAAGCAUCUGCAGGAGAGCUGGCACAGGUCAAGGUCAUCGAUAUGACUGGGCGAGAACAGAAGGUGUACUACAGUUACAGCCAGAUAUCCAACAAGCACAGCGUUCCGGACGAAGCCCCGCCAAGCCUGGCCGCUCGCGAUCAGAAAGGAUCUGGCUUCGGUCUCCCGGAGCUGGAGCAUAACCUGCAGCUUCUGAUAGACCUGACGGAGCAGGAUAUUUUACAGUCUGCCAGGCGACUGCAGCAUGAAAAAGACGUGGUUGUUUCUCUGGACCAUGAGUCACGAGCGUUGCAGAGCCGACUGGAAACGGAGCAGGAUGCCAUCCAAAGAAUGGAGGCCGUGUUGGCCUUAGUGGAGCGAUUUCCUACGGAGGAAACGGCGCCGGGCGAGGAGCCAACCCUACAGGAGUGCGCCCGUAUAUUUGAGACCCUACAGAACGAUUAUUAUGAAGAAUAUAAGAUGAUGGGACUGGGGGACCUGGCGGUCGCUGUUGUGCAUCCGUUGCUGAAAAAGAAGCUCUCCUCGUGGGACCCCCUGAAGGAUAGCUCGUACUGUCUGGAAGAUAUCGGUCAGUGGAGAGCGAUCCUCGAAUCCCGAGACAUGCACUCCAGCGGUCCACACUCAAACAUGGAUCCAUACCACAGACUGUUGUGGGAGGUGUGGGUCCCCGUGAUGCGGACCUGUGUGUCGAACUGGCAGCCUCGAGCGGUUGGGCCAAUGGUGGACUGUUUGGAUCUGUGGGCGCCUCUUCUGCCCCCGUGGAUCCUGGAUCAGCUGCUGGAGCAGAUGAUCUUACCACGGCUACAGCGGGAGGUUGAUAACUGGAACCCGUUAACUGACACGGUUCCCAUUCACUCUUGGAUCCACCCUUGGCUGCCUCUGCUUCAAGCCCGUCUGGAGCCUCUUUACCCGCCGAUCAGGAGCAAGCUGUCCAACGCUUUGCAACGGUGGCAUCCAAGUGACGCCUCAGCCCGCCUCAUCCUUCAGCCGUGGAAGAACGUUUUCACCGCGGGCGCCUGGGAGGCCUUCAUGGUGAAAAACAUCAUCCCUAAACUAGCUUUGUGUCUGGAGGAACUGGUGAUCAACCCUCACCAGCAGCAGAUGGAGCCAUUUCACUGGGUGAUGGACUGGGAAGGCAUGCUGUCCCCCUCCAGCCUUGUUUCCCUCUUGGAUAAAAACUUCUUCCCAAAAUGGUUGCAGGUGCUGUGCUCGUGGCUGAGCAACAGUCCGAACUACGAGGAGAUCACCAAGUGGUACCUCGGCUGGAAAAGCAUGUUCAGCGACGUUUUGUUGGCGCAGCCGCUCAUUAAGGAAAAGUUCAACGAAGCUCUGGACAUCAUGAACCGAGCAGUGUCUUCAGGCAUGGGGGGAUAUAUGCAACCUGGCGCAAGAGAGAACAUCGCAUAUCUCACGCAGACGGAACGACGGAAGGACUUCCAGUACGAAGCGCUGCAGGAGCGCAGGGAUGCUGAGAGCGUGGCUCAUAGAGGCAUCGGUACUGGUGUGCCAAUGAACUUCAAAGAUCUCAUUCAGACCAAAGCGGAGGAGAACAACAUUGUCUUCAUGCCCUUAGUGGGCAAACGGCAUGAGGGGAAACAGCUCUACACAUUCGGGCGUAUUGUGAUCUACAUAGAUAGAGGGGUUGUGUUCGUGCAAGGGGAGAAGACCUGGGUUCCCACGUCUUUACAGAGUCUCAUAGAUAUGGCAAAGUGAAGUCAGGUGCAGGAAUCUUUUGGUUUGUGUGUAAACAGAUUUAAAAGGUAAAUCAGCUGUCUUUAUGUGACUUUGGGUACAGUGGUUAUUUGUCAUAUUACUUUAUACAUUUUUUUUUAAAUGUAAGACUUAAUAAAACAUUUUCAAACA